AUAUUUGUGUACUGUCAUAAAUUUUGUUUAAAAUACAUAAUUGUCUUGAAAAGUUCUAUAAAUCCUUAAAGGUCCGUUAAUCAUGAAUAUUGAUACUUAUAAUAUUGAUAUGGAAACUGGCGUGAUUACGUUAGUCAAUAAACAAGUAAUGACUGGUGAAGAAUGGAUCAAUACUCCAAACGGUCACAAAACUAUUAUAAUUGCUGAAAAUGAAAAUAUUCCGUUGUUAUGCUCUGAGGAUGAUGAUAUCAAUGAAGACGAUGAUAAGGUGGGAGUUUACAAAAUUUUUAAAAUGGAUGAUAUUAUUGAAUUCCAAAACGUAGAUAAUAUUCCAGAUAUCAAGAAUAAAUCAAAUAAAACUUACAAAAAGGCUACAUUAGUCAAUUCUGUUCAAAAAGUUGAAAUUAAAGAAACGAAAACCACAACUUCGGCAAUUAUUCUAAAGACUUUUGAGCAUAACGGUUCUCCAGAUAUACCAAAAACAUUUAAAUGUAAAUCCUGCCCAAUGGCAUUUUCUACUGAAUACGGAUUAAAUAUUCAUAUGAAAACGCAUAGUAAAAUUCUAGAAAAGGGCGUUUCAUACAAAUGCAGUGUUUGUCAUGUUAUUUUCUCAUGCAAAAGUGUUUUGACCCGACAUUUUCGCAUUCAUACCGGUGAUCGUCCACAUAAGUGUGAGAUAUGUGGAAAAUCUUUUGUACAACGUGAAGUUUUGACACGUCAUAUGUAUGUGCAUUCCGGUGAGCGAAAGCAUCAAUGCACACAAUGCGAUCGAUCGUUCAUACAAAAAAUUUGUUUAACUCAACAUAUUAAAAAAGUUCAUUCAGCAGUGCCUCAUAUCCAAUACUACAAUUGUCAUUUGUGUCCAAAACGUUUUAACUAUGCCUCCGGACUAAGUCGGCAUUUGGGCACUCAUUCCGGACUCAUUUUUCAAUGUACACAAUGUGAUCGUAAAUUCUCGGAUCAUUCUUCUGUUAAACGACACGUUCAAACUGUACAUGGAGAGCCGAAACCCUUGAAAGAAGAGACAGAAUCAAUAGAAGUGCAAAUUAAUUGCAAUGAUGAUAUCUUGGACUGAAAUUAAUAAUCGUUAAUAAUUAUAAAUAACUUAUAAAUAUGUAUAUUACGAAAUUAACACGUUUCUCUGAAAUCUGAAUUAUAAUUAUGUAAAUAAAAAUAAAAUAACACAGU
This is a messenger RNA of Teleopsis dalmanni, 1188 nucleotides long. Its product is annotated as zinc finger protein 665-like. Gene Ontology annotation, biological process: regulation of transcription by RNA polymerase II. Bases 83 to 1075 code for a protein of 330 amino acids. The transcript has 4 exons. Lineage: Eukaryota; Metazoa; Arthropoda; Insecta; Diptera; Diopsidae. The record is from RefSeq and is a predicted model, not a curated record. Gene Ontology annotation, molecular function: RNA polymerase II cis-regulatory region sequence-specific DNA binding; DNA-binding transcription factor activity.